GGAACUCCGACUUCUCACCCCGCCCUCUCUCUCAACCCAACCACCAAUCCAGCGCCUCACAGCAAGCGGGGGAGUAUGAGCCGUGAUGAGAUGGCCGCCAUGGGCUCCCAAAUCUCCCAACCAGCUGGAACAAGAAGCACGCGGCGGCGCCGCCGCCGCAGCAUCAAAGAACAACAACAACAACAAUAAUGACGCCGACAACCACAAUUACACCAUCGACUGGCGCGCCUUCACCGAGCCUCGGACCUUGAUCGCGACGACGAUCCUAACGACCGGCAUCCUCGGCGCCAUGGCCCUCCACGGUCGCUACUUCCGGUGGUUUCCCGACGCAGUCAGCAUCUCGCCCUCCUACAUGCGCCGCCGGAGUAUCCUAGGGAAGGUGACGAGCGUGGGAGACGGUGAUAACUUCCGGAUCUAUCAUACCCCUGGAGGCCGGCUGGCGGGCUGGGGGUGGUUGCCUUGGAAAAAGAUUCCGACGUCCAAGAAGGAGUUGAGGGAUAAGACGAUUCACAUCCGUCUAGCAGGCAUAGACGCCCCGGAGCUCGCGCACUUCGGGCGUCCCGCGCAGCCAUUCAGCAAGGAAGCGCACGAGUGGCUUACGGCGUACGUGAGCGGGCGGCGCGUGCGCGCGUACGUCCACCGCCACGACCAGUACCAGCGCGUGGUCGCGACGGUGGUGAUGCGGCGGGCGCUCGACUUCCCGAUCCCCUUCCGGCGCCGCGAUGUGUCGUACGAGAUGCUGAAGAAGGGGCUCGCGACCGUCUACGAGGCCAAGUCCGGAAGCGAGUUUGGCGGCGCCGCUACGGAACGCAAGUACAGGCAGGCCGAGUGGUGGGCCAAGCUCCGCGGUUUGGGGCUGUGGAAGGGGUUCCGCCGCAAUAAUGAGUGGGAAAGUCCCCGGGAGUAUAAGACGCGGAUGGGGCUGGAGGAUCCGAUACAGUUGAAGGCGGAGGCGAAGAAGAAAUAAAGAGGGCGCGAUUUUCGAAUCCGGGGUUUGGAAGGGGGUUCGCUGCGUAGGUCCCGUGUUUAUCUUAUCGAGGUCUUAUGUCUACGCGUCAUGAUGGUUACGGCUGGUUCUGAUAUCCUGG
Molecule: messenger RNA, 1088 nt
Organism: Aspergillus homomorphus CBS 101889
Lineage: Eukaryota; Fungi; Ascomycota; Eurotiomycetes; Eurotiales; Aspergillaceae
Product: thermonuclease family protein
Exons: 2
Coding region: 86-967 (293 amino acids)
Cellular component (GO): cytoplasm; mitochondrion
Source: RefSeq, a predicted model, not a curated record